GGCGAAAGACAUCGAUUUCAGAAGAGUUUGGUAGCUACUCUGACCCGGGUGCUGAGCCUCAUAACUCAUACAAGACGCAAAGUCCUGUGAAGUGUCGAAACCUGCCAUGAACUCGGCCAUGGCCUUGUUCGUGGCUUCAAUGAGCUGACCACGCUUCUCCUCGAACUUGUCCUCCGGUAGCUUCAAGAUCUCGUACAUCUUCCCUUCGUGUUUCUCCCAAUUCUUGACUUCCUCACAGAAGGCGGCCGCUACCUUGAGUCCAACACCGUGGGUCAUAGUCGGAAAUCCUUGUAUUGUCGACAGGCAUUUGGCUAUUUCUUCAUUUUUGCCGAACUUGAGCGUCUGGAGAACCUGGGCAUCAUACUGCAAUUUGUAGGUGGUCCACUUCCAAACGGCUUGGGACACCCCGAAUUGAUCACCUGACAGAUCGACGACCCACUUUUGACCUGAGGUCAGGGAAGUGAUCAACAGUAGAGAAUGAUUGUACAUCUUGUUGGACAUGGACUCGCCCUUGGGACCGUUCACGAGUAUGGUGAAAGAUGUUGGUGAAUGCGGGCAUAAUACGCUCAACAUACCUCUGAACAUCUGCGCGAUAAUCGGCUUCAUGAAUGCCAACGGAUCGUUACAGAUCCACGCCGUGAGCACGCUGUUUUUGGUGCUGGAAUCUACGAGGUCAUUCGGAAAAGGGACGAACCAAGCGGUCUUGUCCUCGGUUGCAGUGCCGUGAAUGAUAAUAUCCCCGCGGUCGUUGCGCUUCACUUGCUUGAUCUCGUUGUCGAACGUGAGCUCUCGGAAGGUUAGAAAUAAAUCCUUGAGCAAGACGCCGCCUCGCUCGACAACCUCUUCGAUCUGCAAAUCCUUGCAGGUAUCGCGAUGAGCAGACCAGUUCUUUUUUUGACACGCUUUUCCGCAAUAGACGUGAAUCUUGCAGCCGGUACACUUUCUGGAAGCGGGCUUGCCGCACGUUGAGCACUCGGUGUGCACCAACAUCAUGCCGGCCUGGAGGUGUUGAACGGGUGGUGUAGACUCUGUAGAGGGACUCUGAGGGAGAGGUGGACGUGAUCUGAGGAAGAGGGCCCUGCGCUGUUGUUUGUGUUUGACUGGUAUGUGUAACUGCCAAGAAACUAAGACUAGCAAGCUAGCUAUAGAAUCGAGGUGAAGUCCAUAGAAGUGAGGAGGCAGAAGGCAAGAGCGCUUUCUCUCACU
This is a messenger RNA of Periconia digitata, 1206 nucleotides long. NCBI's taxonomy places the organism in Eukaryota, Fungi, Ascomycota, Dothideomycetes, Pleosporales, Periconiaceae. The record is from the annotation of a GenBank genome assembly.